Momordica charantia (bitter melon) is the source of this 608-nucleotide messenger RNA. Its product is annotated as large ribosomal subunit protein eL31. NCBI's taxonomy places the organism in Eukaryota, Viridiplantae, Streptophyta, Magnoliopsida, Cucurbitales, Cucurbitaceae. Gene Ontology annotation, molecular function: structural constituent of ribosome. Gene Ontology annotation, cellular component: cytosolic large ribosomal subunit; ribosome. The record is from RefSeq and is a predicted model, not a curated record. Gene Ontology annotation, biological process: cytoplasmic translation.
AGAUGUUCCCUUGCCCGUCGUUUCAUCGGGUUUGACAGGGUUUCAUCUUUAGCGGCAGAGAGCAGGGCCGGGAGCAGAAAUGGCGGACAAGUCGGCCAAGGCAAGAAAGAGCGAGGUCGUCACCAGGGAGUACACCGUUAAUCUCCACAAGCGCCUGCACGGAUGCACAUUCAAGAAGAAGGCACCAAAUGCUAUAAAGGAACUCAGAAAAUUUGCUCAGAAGGCUAUGGGUACCACCGAUGUUAGAGUCGACGUGAAACUUAACAAGCAUAUAUGGAGUCGUGGAAUUAGGAGUGUGCCUAGGAGGGUCCGUGUCCGCAUUGCACAAAAGCGAAAUGAUGAGGAAGAUGCCAAGGAGGAAUUCUACUCUUUAGUAACAGUAGCAGAGGUACCUGCAGAAGGAUUGAAGGGCUUGGGUACCAAGGUCAUCGAUGAAGAGGAUUAGAUCAGCUUGCCAAAACUAGGUCCAUUUUUGUUAUUUUAUUGUCUCACGUAUCCAUUUUUGACUUGAGGAUUUAUUAAACUGGGGUGAAGAGUUAAAAUUUAUUUGAUUUAUACCCUUUCAGAGAUUUUAUGUUUCAUGUUAUUGAUUCUGACAUAUUAGACCA